This is a messenger RNA of Oncorhynchus mykiss (rainbow trout), 14585 nucleotides long. RefSeq names its product zinc finger homeobox 4 (gene zfhx4). The record is from RefSeq and is a predicted model, not a curated record. Gene Ontology annotation, cellular component: nucleus. Lineage: Eukaryota; Metazoa; Chordata; Actinopteri; Salmoniformes; Salmonidae. Gene Ontology annotation, biological process: regulation of transcription by RNA polymerase II. Gene Ontology annotation, molecular function: zinc ion binding; DNA-binding transcription factor activity, RNA polymerase II-specific; RNA polymerase II cis-regulatory region sequence-specific DNA binding.
UCCCCCUCUCUCUCUUUCUCUCUUUCCCUCCCUCCCUCUCUCAUUCGCCCUCUCUCUUCCAUUCCCAGAGUGCAUAUCGGGAAUAGACACACAAAGACAUGCGCACUCAACUUAAUCAGCCAUUUUUUUAAACAGGGCUAAAACGAUAAUAAUUAGCAGAAUAAAGACAUAUCGGAUUUUCAUUUCCCUUCCGCCGUUUCUCUACCCCUCCACAACCGAAAUUGCGAGGCUGCAGUCGACACAUCUUCCACCGAUCGGACCCAAAGGAUAGCUUUCACACCGCCUGUCAUUUGUAUAUUUUUUCCAAUAAAGUUGGGAGGAUUAUCAAUUUUUCCCGUUUUUAAAUUUUUGUGUUAUCAUAUUUCGCAACCAUUGGAUGUGACUGUUUUCAAACCAAAAGCAAGAGGCGUAGGGGAGCGAACUGCGGGGCGAAGAAAGUCCCUGUUUGAUUGGAUGAGAUGAGAUCCCCAUGUAAAGGUCGCCAUGGCAACCUGUGACUCCCCUUCUUUCGUCUUGCGGCAGGAAAAUGGCCAUAAGCUGUCGUCGCUGCCAGCAGGGCCGUGUGACGCAGAGGAGACCGAGAGAUACCGAACUGCUGCUGCCGCUGGGAUGGAUCCCACCGCUGAUACCAAUGACACUGUCGCAGCGCCAGAGAACAGCCCUGCUACCCUCCAUAAUGCCACAGACACCGGCAGCCCGCUGAGGACGGAGCAGCAGACCCGGAUAGAAAGCUUUACCGGAAACGGAACUGUUACCGGAACCGGGACUGUUGUAUCGGGUUUGGACCAUGUCCACACUUCUGCUUCGCUGGUGGCCACAGCAAAGGAGAUCCCCUGUAAUGAAUGUUCCACCUCCUUCUCCAGUUUACAGCAGUACAUGGAGCACCAUUGCCCCAACGCUCGCAUGCCUAACACAGUAGGGCGGGAAGAAGAGGAGGAGGAGGGCGAGAGUGAGGGAGAUGGGGAGCCUGAUGGAGUGGCAGAGGUGUGUGAGAGAGACAGCGAGAUGGACGAGUUAGAAGAUAGUGACGUGGAGAACCUGUGCGGUGAGAUCGUCUACCAGCCAGACGGAUCUGCCUUCAUCCUGGAGGACUCCAAAGAGCAUCGCGGUGACGGCGCCAGGGGCCUUCUGUCACCCCAAAACUUCCCCCCUAACCCCCAGAAUCCCACCGCUGCCACCAAUAAAUCCCAAAGCGGUUUGACCACCCAUGGGGGGAAUCGGGACAGGGCGGAGUUGCCUGCGGCUGCACCCAUAUCCUUCUACCCACAGGUCAUCAACACUUUCCACAUUGCGUCAUCCCUCGGGAAAGCAUUCCCGGCCGACCCGGCGGCGACAUCGUCGUUCCCAAAUACCUCAGCGUUCGCAGGCGCCGGCAGCCCGGUGUUGCACAGUUUCCGUGUCUACGACCUUCGCCACAAGAGCGACAAAGACUAUUUGACGGUCGACGGCGCAGCCAAAAACUCCUGUGUGUCCAAAGAUGUCCCCAACAAUGUGGACUUGUCCAAGUUCCAGGGCUGCGUGAGCGACGGACAGAGGAAGCCUGUGCUGAUGUGUUUCCUCUGCAAGCUGUCGUUUGGCUAUAGCCGGUCGUUUGUGACGCACGCCGUCCAUGACCACCGGAUGACGCUCAACGAGCAGGAACAGAAGCUCCUGAGCAACAAGCACGUCUCUGCCAUUAUCCAGGGGAUCGGCAAGGACAAAGAACCUCUUAUAAGCUUUUUGGAACCAAAAAAAUCCUCUAACUCUGUGCUACCCCACUUUCCUACCGCCGCUAACUUCCUAGGUCCCGACCCGGGGUUCCGCGGCCUGUGGAACACGUUCCACGCUGAGAACGCUGAUUCCCUCCAGGCUGGAUUUGCUUUCCUGAAAGGGAGCGCAAGCUCGAAUCCCGCCGACCAAACCCCCAGAACCCCACCCAUGCCAAAGGCCGAGACCAAUCCAAACAUUGGGGGUGUGACCGGCGCCUCCAUCAGAACGCCCACCAGUUCUGCGUCCCUCCUUCGCUCAUCUCCCAUGGCGACAGGCCGGGAGCGGGAUUCUUCAGAGAGCGACUGCGAGGGCCGUGCUCCACGGACCUUGCAUCCCAAUGGACAGCGGUUGGACCUGAACCCGUACCCGCUGAUCAAACACGAGCCGGGCGCAGAAGGAGGAGAGAGUCCAGAAGAAGACAUGGAGGACAUUUACUCCAACGGAGGGGUAGAAAUGGAGACGGAGGAGGAUGAACGGGUGGGCGACAGCACCAGUAGCAAAGAUUUCCCUCUUUUAAACCAAAGUAUUUCCCCCUUGUCCAACAGCGUGCUGAAGUACAGCGACAACAAAGAUCCCUCACCCUCCUCUUCCUCCUCCCGUGAGGAGAUGGAGAAGAAUCAGCUGAACUCAGCCCCAGCCAGAGAUAGAGAUAGCAGUAACGACUCAACCAGUGAAGCCCUGGGUGGUCCAGAUGGAUUUUCCCCCUCCUCUCACCUGAUGAUGCCACGAGACGACGAGAGUCCGGGACCCCUGCAUCAGCACGGGGGAAACCCCGGAACCCCUGGCACACCGGGUACUCCUGGAACCCCCGGACUGGCCGAGGGGUCCCCAGGCAGUGGUGUAGAGUGCCCCAAAUGUGACACGGUCUUAGGGUCCUCCCGAUCCUUAGGUGGACACAUGACCAUGAUGCACUCUCGUAACUCCUGCAAGACACUGAAGUGUCCCAAGUGUAACUGGCACUACAAGUACCAGCAGACACUGGACGCCCACAUGAAGGAGAAGCACCCAGAGUCUGGAGGGUCCUGUGUGUACUGCCGUACCGGGCAGGCUCACCCACGCCUGGCCCGGGGAGAGAGUUACACAUGUGGAUACAAGCCCUUCCGCUGUGAGGUGUGUAACUACUCCACCACGACCAAGGGCAACCUGAGCAUCCACAUGCAGUCGGACAAGCAUCUGAACAAUGUUCAGACACUGCAGAAUGGGGGCACUGAACAGCAGUACAACCACAACCACACCCACACCCACAGCCAUACCCACACCCCCUGCCACAGCCAUGCCAACCCUGUGCCCAGCGCCAGCCUGGGGGGAGGCUGUGGUACCCCGUCACCCUCCAAGCCCAAACAGAAGCCCACGUGGCGUUGUGAGGUGUGUGACUACGAGACCAACGUGGCGAGGAACCUGCGCAUCCACAUGACCAGCGAGAAACACAUGCACAACAUGAUGCUGCUGCAACAGAACAUGAAGCAGAUUCAACACGGUCUGCACCUGGGUCUGGCCCCGGCCGAGGCUGAGCUCUACCAGUACUACCUGGCUCAGAACAUCAGCCUGACCGGGGUCAAGCUGGAGAGCCCUGGCCCAGAAGCCCAGAUGAUUAACCCCUUCCAGCUGGACCCCAAUACGUCCUCUGUACUCGGCUCUGGGCUAGUGAAUAAUGACUUGUCUGCGGAGCUGCGUCUAGCCAGUGGUCAGCUGAUGGCUGAUGACCUGUCUGUCCUCUCCGGCGGCAGGGGCGCUGGAGGCAGUGGUGAGCUCUCUCCGCCCAUCAGCGACCCGUCGCUCCGUCUCUACCAGUGUUCUGUCUGCAGUCGCUUCACCUCCGAUAGCCUGGAGGCGCUGGGCGCCCACGUCAACGCAGAACGCACCCUGCCCGAGGAUGAGUGGCGUGGCAUUGUGGGAGAUGUGUACCAGUGCAAGCUGUGCACCUACAACACCCAGCUCAAGGCCAACUUCCAGCUGCACUGUAAGACAGACAAACACAUGCAGAAACAGCAGCUGGUGGCGCACAUCAAGGAAGGCGGGAAAGGCAACCAGUGGAGGUUAAAGUGCGUCGCCAUCGGCAACCCUGUGCACCUGAAGUGCAACGCGUGCGACUACUACAGCAACAGCGUGGAUAAACUGCGGCUGCACGCCACCAACCAGCGACACGAGGCUGCCAUUAGGCUGUACAAGCACUUGCAGAAGCAGGAGAGUGCGUGCAGCGGUGAACAGUGUGUGUACUACUGUGCCCUGUGUGACUACUCCACCAAGGCCUGUCUGAACCUGGUGCAGCACGCUCGCUCCCCCCGCCACCAGCAGAACGAGGGUCUGAGGAAGCUACAGCUCCACCAGCAGGGACUGGGAGGAGAGGAAGAUGGCCUGAAUCUACACCAACUCUACCACGUCAAAGAUUGCCCUCAACAACAAGAAGAGCCAUGUGAUGAUGAAGCCCCCCUUCCUCCCCGCUCUUCCUCCAGGCCUGGCCUCAACGACAGAGAGCUGGCUGACAGAGAACACAGAGUGAACUCUCUGUCUAAAGAGUCUCCUGGAUCCAACGCUGUGGGAAAACGCUCCAUGCUGCCAGAGAGACAGAAUGACAGCCCGCCCAAAAGGCCCAAGUCUGCAGAGGGGAAGACCAGCGUUAGCGAGCAGCAGGCGCAGCAGUGCCCCUAUUGUAACUACAGCAGUAAAGACGCCAACAGGAUACAGCUCCACGUGGUGUCCCAGCAUUCCAUGCAGCAGCCAGUGAUCAGCUGCCCACUGUGCCAAGACGUCCUGAGCAACAAGAUCCACUUGCAGCUCCACCUCACACACCUGCACAGUGUGGCUCCAGACUGUGUUGAGAAACUGCUUAUGACCGUGGCUGGGCCUGAUGUGAUGGUGCCCAAUAACAUGAUGCAUCCUUCACCUGGACAAGACAACACUCUGUCUCUGAUGGAUGCUUCUGCUGUUCUCUCUGAGAAGUAUCGAAAGCCCACAGGGAACAGUUCCAAGGAGGAGUUGAACAGCACAGGCCAAGGCAAGAGUGAACUAGACCUCCAUGGAGAGGAACUCAAACCCCCCAAGGAUGGGUCUGAAGCCCCAGACUGGAAGAGGUCUGUUGUGGUCGGGCAGGAUCGAAAGAGCCCUGACUCCCUCCAGGACCAUCUGAACGACCUCCAGAGAUGCCAGCAGCAACAGCAACAGCUCUCGGUCUCUGACCGCCACGUCUACAAAUACCGCUGCAACCACUGCAGCCUGGCCUUCAAGACCAUGCAGAAGCUGCAGAUACAUUCCCAGUACCAUGCCAUCCGGGCGGCCACCAUGUGCAGCCUCUGCCAACGGAGCUUCCGGACAUUCUUGGCGCUCCGUAAGCACUUGGAGAACGGACAUCCGGAGCUGAGCGAAGCCGAGGUCCAGCAGCUCUGCGGCAGCCUGCCGGUAAACGGAGAUUUCCUCUCCGAGAGCGAGGCCAGGGCCUACGAGGAGGCCCAGCAGGCCUUCGAACAGGAAAUGGAGAAAGACGAUGAGCUGGAUCUGGAAGAGAAGGCCAGCCCAACAGGAAGUGACAGUAGCUCGUUGCUAGAUGACAUGGGAGCCGAAACUAAGCGAACCCUCCCCUUCAGGAAAGGCCCCAACUUCACCAUGGAGAAGUUCCUGGACCCGUCCCGGCCGUACAAGUGCACAGUGUGUAAGGAGUCCUUCACCCAGAAAAACAUCCUCCUGGUCCACUACAACUCUGUCUCUCACCUGCACAAGCUGAAGAAGGUUCUCCAGGAGGCCUCCAGCCCGGUUCCUGCAGAGACCAACAACAAUGUAGACAACAAACCAUUCAAAUGCAAUAUCUGCAAUGUCGCCUACAGCCAAAGCUCAACCCUGGAGAUCCACAUGAGGUCUGUGCUGCAUCAGACCAAAGCUAGAACUGCCAAAACAGAGACAAGCAGCAGCAGUAGCAGUGGAGGGAGUGGGAACACUAGUGGCGUGGCUCCAUCCAGCAGCCCAGCCCCAAACGUACAAGGCAACAACACUAACUCAGACACUGCUAGAAGCGUGACGCCGUCGGCUAACAAAGAAAACACUGUAGAUGCCAAAGAAGCCAAAAACAGCAGCAACAACGCAAAGCAAACUACUGAUCAUGUCUCUGCACAGCAAAGCCAUCAGAAUGCUCAGUCCCAAGCUCAACUACAGAUGCAGCUCCAACAUGAGCUCCAGCAGCAGGCUGCCUUUUUCCAGCCCCAGUUCCUUAACCCGGCUUUCUUCCCCCAGUUCGGCAUGACCCCAGAGGCUCUGCUUCAGUUCCAGCAGCCACAGUUCCUGUUCCCCUUCUACAUCCCAGGGGCAGAAUUCAACCUGAGCCCAGAGCUGGCUCUUCACUCAGCCGCCGCUUUUGGAAUGCCAGGAUUGACUGGUUCUUUCCUGGAAGACCUGAAGCAGCAGAUGCAGCAGCAACACCAGCUACAGCAGGCUCAGGCUCAGCAGCAGGCUCAACAGCAGGCUCAACAGCAGCAGCAACAGCAGCAACAAGCAUCCCAGUUGCAGCUCCAGCAGCAGAAAAACCAGCAACUGCAGAGCCACAAGCCCAAAAUGGAGCCCAAUGCUGUGUCAGUGUCUGACAUACAGAUGUCCAGAGAGGCAGAAGAGCAUCUGGAAAAACAGGAGAGCAAAACAAAGACGGAAAACGGAGGGGAGGGAGUCAGUGAGGGAGGAAAGGACAACAAAGACAAAAAGUCCAAGUUUCCCGAGCCACUGGUUCCUCCUCCACGUAUCGUGUCAGGAGCCAGAGGAAAUGCUGCCAAGGCCCUUCUGGAGAACUUUGGAUUUGAGCUGGUCAUCCAGUACAAUGAGAACAGGCAGAAAAACCAGAAGAAAAACAAAGAAGGAGAACAACAACAACAACCGCAAAAAGUGGAGAUCAAUAAUGACAAGCUGGAAUGUGGGAUAUGUGGAAAGCUCUUCUCCAACAUGCUCAUUCUCAAAAGCCACCAAGAGCACAUCCACGGACAGUUCUUCCCGUAUGGAGAGCUGGAGAAGUUUGCCCAGCAGUACAGAGAGGCCUAUGACAAGCUUUACCCCAUUAACCCCCCUUCCCCAGAGACUCCCCCACCUCCGCCUCCCCUCCCUCCUCCCCCACCAGCCCCAGUGACCACCCAGCAAGCUCCCUCCAACUCCAUGAACAAGCCCCAGACCCAGGCCCCAUCACCUGCCCCUCAACAGGCUACCCAACCCCAACCACCACCCCCACCUCCCCCUCCUCCACCACCCUCUGCACCCCCACAGGUUUCUCCCUCUUCCGUCCCACUAGAUUUCUCCCUUUUCCCCCCUCUGAUGAUGCAGUCCAUCCAGCACCAAGGCUUACACCCUCAACUCGCCCUGCAGCUGCCUACAAUGGACUCCCUGUCCUCUGAUCUCACCCAGCUCUGUCAGCAGCAGUUAGGCCUCGAUCCAAACUUCCUGAGGCAGUCUCAGUUCAAACGCCCCCGAACCCGCAUCACGGACGACCAGCUGAAGGUCCUCAGAGCGCACUUUGACAUCAACAACUCUCCCAAUGAGGAGCAGAUUCAAGAGAUGGCCGACAAGUCUGGCCUCCCCCAGAAAGUCAUCAAGCACUGGUUCCGUAACACCCUCUUCAAAGAGAGGCAACGAAGCAAAGAUUCUCCUUAUAACUUCAACAUUCCACCUAUUACCACAUUGGAGGAUAUUCGGCUGGAGUCCCAGUAUAGUACACUGGAGUACUACAGGACUGAUGCCACUAUGAACAAGAGGUCCUCCAGGACAAGGUUCACUGACUACCAACUGAGGGUCCUGCAGGACUUCUUUGACACAAACGCUUACCCGAAAGACGAUGAGAUUGAGCAGCUCUCCACUGUGCUUAACCUACCAUCGAGGGUCAUCGUUGUGUGGUUCCAAAACGCCCGCCAGAAGGCCCGGAAGAGCUACGAAAACCAGGCAGAUGCUAAAGACAACGAGAAGAAAGAACUGACGAAUGAGCGCUACAUCCGCACCAGCAACAUGCAGUACCAGUGCAAGAAAUGCAGUGUGGUGUUCCCGCGAAUCUUUGACCUGAUCACCCACCAGAAGAAGACGUGCUACAAGGACGAGGAUGAGGAAGGGAAUGAGGACAACCAAUCUGAAGAGUACAUGGAUAUGGGAGAGCCAGGCCCAGCCAAGCACCCAGAGUCAUCCAAGCAUCAUCAUGUAACAGCCACUAGCUCAGGCUCCAGCUCCCCUCUGAUGCCCUCCCCUCGCCCCAACCUGGGGAAGACCUCACCCAAGCCUGAACCUCCCUCUGAGCCCAGACCUAAAGAGCCAGAACCUGCCCCUUCCCCAGUUAUGAUGAAGUCUCUACCAGAGCCCAGACCCUCCAAGGCCUCCACCCCUCAGCCACCCCCUCAGAAGACCUCCCAGCCCCAGAUGUCCAGACCCCACUCCCAGCCUCAGUCAGCUGCCGUCCCCUCCAGCCCCCUCUCCCUCGCCCUCUCCUCCCUCACUAACAGCCUCCCUCCCCAGAUGCUCCAAUACCAGUGUGACCAGUGCAAGAUAGCCUUCCCAAGUGUUGAGCUAUGGCAGGAGCACCAGCAUAUGCAUUUCUUGGCUGCCCAGAACCAGUUCCUCCAUUCCCAGUUCUUGGAAAGGCCCAUGGACAUGCCCUAUAUGAUCUUUGACCCCAAUAAUCCUCUGAUGACUAGCCAGCUGCUAUCGGGAGGACUCCAGAUGCCAAUUCAAAGCGGUUCUGGUUUGUCCUCAGGUCCCGGCUCUGGCUCCAUGAAGAGAAAACUAGACGAGAAAGAGGAUGGAUCCAAUGAAAAAGAUAACGGAAACAUGACUGAAGAACAGCACAGAGACAAACGUCUCAGAACUACCAUCACCCCAGAACAACUAGAGAUCCUCUACGACAAAUACUUGCUGGACUCAAAUCCCACAAGGAAGAUGCUGGAUCACAUCGCCCGUGAGGUCGGCCUGAAGAAGAGAGUGGUGCAGGUGUGGUUUCAGAACACACGAGCCCGAGAGAGAAAGGGACAGUUCAGAGCUCUGGGGCCCUCCCAGUCACACAAGAAAUGCCCUUUUUGCCGGGCGCUGUUCAAGGCCAAGUCAGCUUUGGACAGCCAUAUCCGCUCUAGACACUGGCAUGAAGCCAAACAGGCAGGGUUUAGUCUGCCCAAUAGCCCACUGAUGAACCAAGACGAUGGAGGUGAGAGCCCACACAAGUACAACUUCUUUGAGUAUCCACAGCUACCCACCAAGACUGAGCCGAAUGAGUAUGAGCUGCCCGCAGCCUCCUCAACGCCAGUCAAACCAUCUGAGGCACCGUUAAAAAACUUAUUGAGCCCUUCAUCCUUAAAAGCAGAAAACUGUGAUGAAUCUGAAGGGCUUAACAUGAAUUCUGCAGAGGCCUCAUCCUACGACAUCAACAACAAAAUGGACUUUGACGAAACCUCGUCCAUCAACACGGCCAUAAGUGACGCCACCACCGGAGACGAGGGCAACAACGAGGUAGAGAGCCUCACGGCCAACGGAGGGGACAAGCUGGGAUGCGACAGCAAGAGCAACCAGGCCCAGAGCUCAGACGGGGGUGGCGACGACCGCUUCCCGUUCAGCAUGGUGAGCCCCUCCCUUAGCUACUCGGGCAAGGACGGAGACUCCUGCUCCUACUCCUACUCGUACUACAGCUCCAGAGAUGACGACAUGGACGACAACAACGACCAGAGCGAGACCUCCAGCCUGACCGACCCCAGCUCCCCCAGCCCCUUCGGAAGUGGAAACCCCUUCAGGUCUGGGAAGGGCAGCGGCAGUGGUGGGGAGAGACCAGGCCACAAGCGCUUCAGGACUCAGAUGAGCAACCUUCAGCUGAAAGUCCUCAAAGCUUGCUUUAGCGACUACCGCACACCAACCAUGCAUGAGUGUGAGAUGCUGGGCAGCGAGAUUGGCCUCCCGAAGCGUGUGAUUCAGGUGUGGUUCCAGAAUGCCCGCGCCAAGGAAAAGAAGUUCAAAAUCAACAUCGGAAAGCCAUUCAUGAUCAGUCAAGGUGGGCCGGAUGGGCCCCGGCCAGAGUGUACUUUGUGUGGUGUGAAGUACACUGCCCGGAUGUCCAUCCGUGACCACAUCUUCUCCAAACAGCACAUUGCUAAAGUGCAGGAGACUCUGGGCAACCAGGUGGACAGAGAGAAGGACUAUCUAACGCCCACCACGGUCCGUCAGCUGAUGGCUCAGCAGGAGAUGGAUCGUCUGAAAAAGGCUGGGAGCGACGGGUUCAGCAGCCUGGCCGCCCAGCAGCUUCAGACUGCAGUGGACCAGAACAAUGCACUUCACGGCCUCAGCCUGCCCUCAGGCUACCCCGGGAUCUCUGGACUUCCGCCGGUACUACUUCCUGGGGUCAACGGGCCGUCCUCACUUCCUGUUUACCCACCCAACACACCUGCUUUAGCGUCUCCCGGUGCUGGUAUGCUUGGGUUCCCCACCCCAGCCACCCCCUCUCCUGCCAUGUCUCUCAGCACUACCCCAACCAAGACUCUUCUGCAGACUCCUCCACCUCCUCCUCCUCCUCCUCCUCCACCUCCUCCUGUUUCCUCCAUUCCUCUGACUUCAACCAACCACAUUGAGCAGCACAGAAAAUACCAAGAGAGAGACAGCAACAACAGCAGCAGCAAGAAAUCAGUAGAGAAACCGCACCACCAGAAGAAGGCAAAGGAAAGAGAAGCGGAGAAUGGCGGCCGACCACAGACCCCCAACGUCAGCCACAACAAGAAGAGGGAAAAGCAGUCUCCAGCCGUGGGCAAACCAGGAAGUGAGGGCCAUCUGGAUGCCGCUCAACUACAGGCUCUUCAGAACGCCCUGGCCGGCGCCACAGACCCAAGCUCUUUCCUGGGAGGCCAGUUCCUGCCUUACUUCCUCCCGGGCUUCGCCAACAGCUUUUCGCCCCAGCUCCUUGGAGGAAUGCAGGCGGGGGGAUACUUCCCUCCGUUCGGCGGGAUGGAGAACCUAUUCCCAUACGGACCUGCUGCCAUCCCGCAGGCCGCCAUGGCGGGGAUGAAUCCCACUGCCCUCCUGCAGCAGUAUCAGCAGUACCAGCAGUCUCUCCAGGACUCCCUGCAGAAGCAGCAACAGCAGCAGCAGCUUGAGCAACAACAUCAGCAUCAUAAACAGCAGCAGCAGAAGCAGAAGCCAAUCCCUGUGAAGGUGUCUUCACCAUGUGUGCAGAGCAACUCCAACUCCUUCAAACCAAAAGAAUCUAUGGAUGACACCAACAACAACAAAGGCUCUUUAACAGAAAGCACAAAAGUAGAAUCGCCAACAGAAACCAAAAGUACCACAGACUUUCCUGACGCUUUCAUUGUUCCAUCUGUCAAGCACGAGUUCAUAUGCAGGAAGUGCCAUAAGGUAUUCAGCGAUGAGGGCUCCGCAGUGCAUCACCAGAAGUCAUUCUGCUACUUCGGAAACCCCUUUCCAGACCCGCAGGAGACAGUUCUUAGACAGGCAGUGAGCAAGUACACGUGCAUCGCCUGUAAUGUGGUGGUCAACGGGAAUGAAGCACUUGGCCAACACCUCCAGUCGAGCUUGCACAAAGAGAAAACAAUCAAACAAGCAAUGAGAAAUGCCAAAGAGCAUGCUAGAUUAUUACCUCACUCUGUCUGCACACCUACUCCUGUCAACACCACAUCUACCUCGCAGUCUGCAGCUCCUCCUUCUAAUAACACCUUUCCCCAUCUCUCUCGCUUAUCCAUCAAGUCCUGGCCAAAUAUCCUUUUCCAGGCCACCGCCCGGAAAGCUGCUUCUUCCUCCUCCUCCCCGUCUGCUUCUCCUCUUCCUCUUCCUCCCCUUUCCUUGCCUCUAAUGGUUACCUCAACGUCCUGCAGCAGCGUCUCAGGGGUUCCCACCUCCCUACCCAACAAGAAUUGUUCAGAUGAGUCUGACAACGAGCUAAGCCAGAAGCUGGAUGACUUAGAUAAGGUGUUGGAGGCCAAGGCUAAGCCAACCUCCGGCUUAGACGCAGGCUUCAGCAGUAUCAGAAUGGAUAUGUUCAGUGUGUAGGAGGUGAAAAACAGGAUCCCUUGCUUUAAAAAAAAUAAAAUAAAAAAACAAGACUUUUAAACUGCAGUUCCAAAGUUUCUCUAACCCAAAAAAUUACAGAACCAAAUGAUUGACUCAGGAUUGUUUUUCCCAUAUUGAUAUGCUGGCAAGAUAUUGAUAGAUUUUUGUUAUGGACAGAACUGUUGCAGAUGCUUGACUGAGCUUAUAUUGUAUACAAAAACACGGAGUAGAAAAAGAUCUCUCAGGCUCCCCCGUGGAGCUUGUUUCAAGCCAAAAACUCAUGAUAGCAAAUUGCACCUCAGCUGGAUUGUUUUCCAAAUGCUAGCAUGUACUGUAUGGGAUGACGAUCCAGAAAACCCUCAAAGAGAAUCUCUCUUAGUCUAGAUAGGUGUAAUUCAGUAGCUUUAAAUUCUCAGGUCAGAACAUAACAUUUCUCAUUUGUUAAAGCAGCAACGAGCCUGGGUACACUUGGCUUUUAACCAAAACAUGUCAAGCUUUAUCGGACGCAUUUCCUUGAUGUGUGUAGAGUACCAAGAGAGACAAUAUUACUGUUACAAUGGACAGCGUGCAUAUCCUUUUAGUUUCCACCCUACAAAGACAGUAUGGUUUUGCCACUGAGGGAAUUUUAGAAUGGUGAAGUAUAUGUGUAUGAUUCCCCUGUGUUUUCCAGUUUGUAUUACAACAAACUGUGUCUAUAUCCAACCCUCUUUUUCUCUUGUAGAAUAUACUAAUCUGUGCCAACUCUUACCUUCUCUCAUGUAUCUCUGCUCACACCCUUUUCUGAAGAGGUAAUAACUAGUUUUAUACACUCUUGAGGAUUAAUUAUGUGAAUAAGACAUUUUUCAUUUGUGAAUUGCUGUACUGUUAUGGUACCUGCUUGUGUCUGGACUAUAGUGCACUUAUUUUGUUUUUGUUCGUUUUUUAUUAGUCAUAUUAUUUUGGUAGACCCAUGUGUUAAUUUAAUAGAUUUUUUUCCGUUGGUAUGUUUGUUUGUUUUAAUUAUUAUUUUGUGUUUAUUGCAGCAGCAUUUUGGUCCACACGUGUUAGAGGAUUGACGCCUAACAUCCCAGUAACCUAUUUAACAAUUGGUGCGUCCAUAAAAGUAGUACGGUAUACUUGAAACUGUUAAAGUAUAAGUCGGUCAAAAUGUUGAUCUUUUUUAACAAAAGGUAUGAAUAUUUGCAUUCGGAAAUAUGCUGCUUUAAAAAGGGUGACUACAGCAUGUAUUUCAUAUAACGAAACGUUUUCCACAGUGCUUGUAGGACUGAUAACAGUGUUAAACCUAUACACGGCCAUUUGGUGCAUAGCUCUUCGUCCUCGCAUACAUUUUCCGGACACUUCAGUUGAUAAAUCAUGAAAAGUCAACACUAAUUCUUCAGUUUAUUUUAGACGUUUAUGCAUUACGAAGUAUUACCUUAUAACAAAAUGUUGCUGCUACUGUGUAAUGUUAUUUUUGCUCGCCAUAAAUCCUCCAACAGACUGAAUACUGACCCAUGGAUCGCUUUGCUAUGCUGUUUUCAUUCUAUGUUCAUUUUGUUUUGGUCUUCUUUUAUUUGCAGUGGAACUUAAAGAAUGUGAAAGCUGUCAAAGGGUGUUACAUUUUUACGAAUCACUUUCUAGUUUGGUAAGAUAAACCAAUGUGAUUCAUUCCAAAGUAACAAGAGGCUAUUUGUAUGAAAGGAAAAGGCUUGUGAACAAAGAGAGCUAAGCUGUUGUACAUAUUCGUAGUUGGCUGUGCAUGGUACAAAUUUAUUAAUAUGAAGAAAUGCAAAACUGUAUUGCUUUUGGUAUUUCCUAUUCUGAGAUGAACAAGUAGCAUGUAAUGCAACUGUUUGACAGGUUAAAAUCAAAUCAUGCUUAGUUAUUGUUUCAAACGAUGAAAUCCAGUAACAUUUCCUCUUGCGUUUUAUUAUAGUACAGGUGUUUUUGUUUUUCCGUUCAAAGUUUAAAUGCAAAAUGUCUCCGUUUUUUAUUCUCUUUUUUUUGUGUGAAACUUUUUAAAUGUUCUGAUUUGGAUUUUUAGUAUUUUAACAUUUACUUUGAUCCUGAAGACACUUUUACGAUUGUGUUUCAUAAGAGACGUCCUGGCCUCCGUAUAGGUGCAAUCCUGCCAUUGUACAAACACCAACGACUGUCCUGAUCCCAAAGGCUUUCCCAACCUGGCUUCUUGCCUUUCCCCUCAAUGUGGCUAAAGCAUUGCCAGACUGAACUGUCAGCUAGCAUCACGUGCUAAGAUGUUAGCAGCAAACACAAUGCUUCCCACACUAAAGGACUGGUAAAAGCUAACAAACCAACAACCAAAAGGAUGGUACGAUAACAUAACGAACUGUACAUAAAUGUUGCAACUGCACAGCAGCCAAAAAGAAAGAAAGAAUAAAAAAAAACCUGUUUCAAACGGAUGAAUUGUGUCACGCUAAAGAAAGGACAGCCUUCAAAAGGUUGAUAUUGGGAUUGUUUUCUUCUGGGUGUCAAAAGGGAAUUUCACGGCGCAGUCAUAUCCUACACAAUAUGUAUUCUGUCCUGGUUACAUAGGAAAUGCAUCCUGAGGGUUUACUAAGAAGAAGCCCCUAUGGCUAAAACUUUAAAUAAACUAAACCAAAAAUGUUAUUGAUGUUUUAUAUAUAGAGAGUAGUCUCAUUAGUUUUUGUUACUGUAAUGUUUGAGGUCUCAACUGUACCGUUACACCGGUAAUAACAUGGUUUUGAAACUUUUAUUUUUUAUUUUUGUCACAGACCUGUUGUCAUAGUUGAAAUGACGUUUAUUGUAGAUGGUAUUUGAACAACUUCUGGAAAUAGUUCAUCAAGUAUGUUUGUUGCUCAUUGUUGUGAUACAUUAAAAACUGUAUCUGCAAACCA